AUGUGGGGCGCUUGUGUAUGGCGAGUGGGAGGCGUGGCUGCAGAUAGCAUUGCGCUCGGAGGAAUAAGUUGCACGCGUGCAGGACACUCAAAAUCCGUCAUUAGUUUCGCUGGUGAACGCGUGCUCUCACCUCAAUUGGCUGUGACCCAGGAGAAGGUCCCUGGGGCAGAGUUUGUGCUCAACACUCGCUUCCAUAUCCUCUUUGUCCGAGGAAGCAAGGACUUGAAGCAAAAAGUGGAGGAUAUAAUUCUUGAGGUGGCUCAAUCUUUGAGCGGUAGGCUGGCUGAGCUGCCCAUCGGAGAAGUCACAUGCCCGAUUUGCUUGUGUGAGGUGGAGGACUGCUACCGGCUUGAAGCUUGCGGGCAUGAGUUCUGCCGGAUGUGCUUGGUGGACCAGUUUGAGUCUGCCAUAAAGAGCCACGAUGGGUUCCCCCUGUGCUGUGCUUCUGAGGGGUGCAGGAGGCAUAUCCUGCUUGUGGAUUUGAGGAGUCUACUGCCACCUGAUAAGUUGGAGGAUCUUUUCAGGGCAUCUCUCGGGGCAUUUGUGGCAGCGAGCGGUGGGGCUUACAGAUUUUGCCCGUCGCCCGACUGCCCCGCAGUCUAUCAGGUGGCAGAUCCAGAAGCAGCAGCUGAGCAACCGCCAUUUGCCUGCGGUGCCUGCUUUGUCGAGACGUGCAGGAAGUGUCAUUUGGAGUACCAUCCUUCGAUAACUUGUGAGAGGUAUAGGGAGUUCAAGGAAGACCCGGACACGUCAUUGAUGGAGUGGCGGAAGGGUAAGGACCAUGUAAAGAACUGCCCCAUGUGUGGCUACACAAUUGAGAAGGCAGAGGGCUGUAACCAUAUAGAAUGCAGGUGUGGCAGACACAUUUGCUGGGUCUGUUUGGAGUACUUCCUUAGCAGUGAUGAAUGUUAUGGGCACUUGAGAAACAUACACCUAGCUAUUAUAUAA
Magnolia sinica is the source of this 948-nucleotide messenger RNA. Its product is annotated as ATP-dependent RNA helicase DEAH12, chloroplastic-like. Lineage: Eukaryota; Viridiplantae; Streptophyta; Magnoliopsida; Magnoliales; Magnoliaceae. Gene Ontology annotation, cellular component: ubiquitin ligase complex. Bases 1 to 948 code for a protein of 315 amino acids. Gene Ontology annotation, biological process: proteasome-mediated ubiquitin-dependent protein catabolic process; protein linear polyubiquitination. The record is from RefSeq and is a predicted model, not a curated record. Gene Ontology annotation, molecular function: ubiquitin-protein transferase activity; zinc ion binding; ubiquitin binding. The transcript has 2 exons.